AUGUCCGCAGCAGCACAGGUCGAUUCAAAUCGCCCUACCCCAACAGACGUUCCAGCGGUGGAUCUCAAAGAGUACGAGAUAUUCUAUGACCAAAUGCGUCAAGUCUACGUUAGCAACUGGGACGUCGACAACGAUGGCAAAAUUAAUCCACGUAGCGUGACCACUAGUCGGAAAAAGAUGCUAGAAUGGUAUAAACUGAGGAGCGCAAUGAGAAAUGCUCUCUUCUAUUUCUACCAGCUAGAGCUACCAGAGAGACAAAAGAACGCUUUCUUAGCGACUUUGUUUGCCGAUGAACCAGCCGACGACCCGCUUGUAGCCAAAGCCGAUAUAGAGUUGGGGUAUAACGGUCCUCACAGUAAUGAAACGAGGGAGCUCCUUUGUAAUGUACAGGGAUUUUCAGAAUUCAAGGGCACGGAUGGAAAGAGACUAGGUGUAAAUCUCGAUCCCAUUUUAUACUGUGAUGAGUCGGGAUAUAGCAUUCGGCUUAAUAAUCCGGAAGAGACUCCGAGGAGCGUUCGGUGCCUAUCUGCUGCGAAAUUGGCGUAUGAACUAUCUCUCCAUUUAUCUACUCCAGCAGGGGUCCAGGGUGAAGAUGCGGAAGUCUGGAUACACACAGGCAAGAAAAUUCCGACGGGUCCGAAUAGGACCUGGGAGACUAUUGGACAGACAUUUUGGAGUGACCGCCAGGAUCUAUUUAUUUUUAUUGCGAAAGAGGCACCGGGGAGUUGUAAAUUUAGAUAUGAUCCGAAGGGCCACUUGCCUUCAUUCGACGGCCUUCCUCCAGAUGAGCAACUGGAGCAAGUUGAACACUUAUGGGACCUGAUUGAGAAUUAA
Orbilia oligospora ATCC 24927 is the source of this 834-nucleotide messenger RNA. RefSeq lists its product as uncharacterized. The record is from RefSeq and is a predicted model, not a curated record. The transcript has a single exon. Lineage: Eukaryota; Fungi; Ascomycota; Orbiliomycetes; Orbiliales; Orbiliaceae. The coding region runs from base 1 to 834 and encodes 277 amino acids.